Molecule: messenger RNA, 1887 nt
Organism: Rotaria sp. Silwood1
Lineage: Eukaryota; Metazoa; Rotifera; Eurotatoria; Philodinida; Philodinidae
Source: the annotation of a GenBank genome assembly
AUGAAUGCAUCCCUGAGAUCUUCCCAAGCAAAAAUGAAUACUAACACGACACCAGAUGAUUCACCAAGAGAAGAAGAACAUGAUUGGGAUUCGUAUUUAGUUGAAACAAAUAGUGAAGCAGCGCCAGCAAGUAAUUUCAAACAAGCUUUGAUUCCACCAGUAAACGACUUCAUUGUUGGAGAAAAACUUGAAUCAAUUGAUCCAAGAAAUCAAGAUUCAUGGUGUAUAGGAACAAUUAUUGAAAAAGAUGGACCAAGACUACGUAUACGAUUAGAUGGAACUGAUGAUCGAAAUGAUUUUUGGCGUCUUGUCGACUCAGGAGAUAUUCGUUGUUAUGGAACAACAGCAAAAUUAGGAGGACAAAUUGUGCCUCCUCUUGGUUUUCAACUGACUUCAACUCGGUGGACCAAAUAUUUUGAAAGAAAUGUUAAGGAUGGCCCGUUUGCUGCUGAAUCAUGUUUCAAACCGCAACCUUCGAAACCCGAAAAGAAUUUAUUUAAAAAAGGACAAAAAUUAGAAGCUGUCGAUCCAAGACAUUCUAAUCUAAUAUGUCCAGCAACAGUAAGUAAUGUUAUACCUGGUGAUUAUCGAAUAAUGUUAUCAUUGGAUGGAUGGAGUUCACUAAAUAAUUUUAAAGUUGAUUAUCUAUCACGGGAUAUUUUUCCUGUUGGUUGGUGUAAAUUAGCUGGAAUUCGUAUUGCAAAAGUUGGUGGAAACCCACCUUCUCGUGCAUCGAAUAAAAUAUUACCAACGAGUCCUACUAAACAAAAUGAAAAUGUUCGACAGCAGCAAUCGAAAAAUAAGAAAACCAUUGUUUCACCAUUACCAAAUGAUUCAUCUCAUUCACCAACAACUAUGGAUGAGAAAAAUAAUAAUUUAACAACGAAAGAAAAAAUAAAUCAAAGAUCAAAGACUAAGAAGGAGAAUGGAAACUCAAUUGAUUCAGAUGAAGCUAAUGAAGAUACUAAAAAGAAACGACCCAUUGUCACUGUAUAUUUAAAUUAUCUUGGUGAUAAUAGUGGAAUGUUAUUAAAUCCACAAAAAUUUCGUGUAUCAAUGCCAUCAAAAUUUGGACCCGAUGAAUGUCAUGUUGUCCUAACAUCAAUAUUUGAUUCAUGUAUUAAAUGUGCUUUUCAACAAGCAUCAUUUAUUAAACGAAUACUUGAUCUAUUUCCAACACCUAAUGACGAAGAAAAAGAUUCGUAUACACAGAUUAAAUUGGAAAAUGGUACAAUAGUGUAUAUUCGACAGUUUGAAACAGAAGUUGAUUUUUGGGAUGUUAUUCGCCUAUUUCAAAAUAUUAUUUUAUCUGGUGAUAAUCUUUUUAUCCGAACAUCACCACCAUCAGUGAAUAAGCAAAUUAAUGAUUCAUCAUCAUCCUUAUUUGAUUCAUCUACAUCAUCUAGUUCGUACACUUUACUUUAUUAUUUGAAUAUUCAACAUAAUAACAUGUUUUUAGAUAAAAAACAAGAUUCUUCACAAUCCUACCAAUCAAUAAGUAAUAAUAAAACUAAACGAAAAAGUACAGAAUUAGCUUCAUAUCCCGAGAAUAAAACAUUCAUAAGUAAUGGUAAAGCAGCACGAUCCAAUUCGAAUGAAAGAACAGUUUAUGACACAAAAUCUUCAUCGAACACUUAUUCACAACCAAUAGAUCAACAUGCACAUGGGUCUCGUCAUUAUGAACGAUUUACACCAAGUGAAGUAGCAUCAUUUGUUCGAGGCAUUGAUCCAUCAUUUGAUAGUCUUGCUUCAAGGUUUCUUCAAGAGGAAAUUGAUGGAAAAGCUCUUCUUCUUCUUACAACAGAUACAUUAAUGAGACAUAUGGGUUUAAAACUUGGUCCAUCACUUAAAAUUGUUCAUCAUAUUGAACAAUUAAAAAAAUGUUAA